AUGACCACCAACGCAGCUCCUGAAUUCGUCCAGCGGUUGACAUCCUUCCUCGAGGUCGACACAGGCAAGGUGGCCAUCUUCCAGGGUCAGUACAAGGCGCUGCCCACUCCAACGGUCAAGUGGUUCAGGGAACAGACUCAACUACAGCACGGAUGCAAGUACAAGAUCGAAUGCAACCAGGACACUGGAGUGAUUCAAUUGAGUGUCCUGCAUACAAACUGGAAAGACGAAGGAGCCUACAAAGUCAAGAUUGAAAAUGACGAAGGGGUGGCUUCGUCCACUGCUUACCUUUCUGUUAUCCCGUCAAAGCACAGACGAUGCAAAGCAAAGAAGGGUUCAGGGAACAGGGUCAGCUCACCACCCCUACUCAAACCAAUCGAAGAGUUGAAGUCAGUGGAGGAGAGCGAGGAGAGGGAGUACCAGGCCCUACCCCCGUCACCUCUCAAUCAGUUCAUCGCUACUAUUCGACACUGCGCAAGGUCCAUGAAUGCCCCGAUCGAUUACGGCAACUUGGAGCAGUUAGGAGAAGCAUUGGACGUUGAAACGAUUGAAGACGGCUUGGACGACGUCUUUGAAAUGAACAAUGAAAUCUCCUCAAAGAACAAACAGACCAACAGCUACAGAGACAUUGACAACAACAACAAAAAUUUGUCCGAUGAAGAACUUUCAACAGGAGAAUCAUCUUCAUCAGAGACUGAAAACGUUUACAACAGCAGCCCUCCGUCUUCAGUCAAACUUUCACAGAUGUUGGGAGUGGGCCUUGCACACGUUCCAUUCACCAUCAAAACAGCAAGAUCGUCAAAUCAAAAAAACAAAACACAAAAUGAAAACAAAAACACACAGAAGAGUCUUCAACAACAAAAACAACCACAACAAGACCCAAAUCUAAAAGAUCUGCACCUUAUUGCCAUUCACAGACCAAACUUGCCAGCAACAUCUCAGCGACCAUCGAAUCGUCCAUUGUCUCCUGCUCCUGUGAUUAAUAUUCACACUGGAUCAAAAAGAAAACAAGUCGGUGAUGUUAAACUCUCCAACAACAACAACCUCAUCAUCAGCGACAGCAUUGAACACGAUCAAACAAACAACCAAUAUGUUAGAAAUGCUGAAUCUGCCGUGAGUGACGCAACUGUCGUAGAAGAUUCAAUGAAAGCUAAUAGUUGCGAAAUUGUCUCUAGCAACAACAACACCAACACUAACAUCAACAACAACUUAUCAAAACAUCUGCCGAACUUGGGAACAUUAAAUGUCUACAUCAGAUCCAACCAUGACACGUUGAAAACCGCGAGCGCAAGGCCGGGUCAGAACGUCAACAUCGGUUAUAAAAACUCCACAAAUUAUAAUCCAACGUUAAAAAAUCUUAAUCAUUGCAAUGUCGAAGAAAAUUAUAAAAACGUCAACUCGAAUUCCAGCAAUUUCGAUAGUGUUCAGUCGAAUAAUGUUGCUAAAUCAGAGAAACUCACAAGUUCGAACCGUCCUCUAAGGUGCAACUUGAAUGUUGAGAACGUUAAUACCAGCGAUGCAACAACAUUCGGCGAUAACAAACACUCAAAAAAUGCGCUGCGAGACCAAAUUCAAUCGCUGCAACAACUGCAGCAGCAACAACAACCACAGCAACAACAACAACCAACUGAUAAACAAGAAUUUCAGCAGUUAAUUGUACAGACACUGGACCUUGCGCAGUAUCUGCACGAUCCAUAUUGUCUGCUUUCAAUUUGUUUCGUUUCCCUGGCCACACUGACAUCCCUUGCAAUGGAUACGAACGUUUCAUGCCUCAUCAUACUCGUUGUCCUAACCGUCAUUAUUUCUGCGGCCAACCGUUCCAAUGUCGACAAAAGAAAAGUUAACCAUUCAAUGUCUAGUCAUUCUAACUAA
This is a messenger RNA of Helobdella robusta, 1872 nucleotides long. RefSeq lists its product as hypothetical. The transcript is spliced from 3 exons. Bases 1 to 1872 code for a protein of 623 amino acids. The record is from RefSeq and is a predicted model, not a curated record. Lineage: Eukaryota; Metazoa; Annelida; Clitellata; Rhynchobdellida; Glossiphoniidae.